AUGUCAGAAACGUUAAAUCACAAGCUUGUGCUUAGAAUACCCUUUGAGACCAAUAAGCAAUCCGAAAUAGCAUGCAACUCGUUAAAUCCUGACCCAAUAUUGAAAUCUCGAGAACUUGAUGUAGAAUUUGAAAUUGAUAAAAAUACUUUGGUGUGCAAAUUCUCUGGAACAAGCGAUAGAGUUAUAAGAGUUGCGAUAAGCAAUGUCAUAGACAAUAUAAAGACAAUAAUAGAGUGUAUGGAUGAGUUUGAUGAGAAGAAGGAAGUCAUAUUCACCUAA
This is a messenger RNA of Dujonia railenensis, 279 nucleotides long. Lineage: Eukaryota; Fungi; Ascomycota; Pichiomycetes; Serinales; Debaryomycetaceae. The record is from the annotation of a GenBank genome assembly.